Messenger RNA from Calidris pugnax (ruff), 934 nucleotides. RefSeq names its product translation initiation factor IF-2-like. The transcript is spliced from 2 exons. Lineage: Eukaryota; Metazoa; Chordata; Aves; Charadriiformes; Scolopacidae. The record is from RefSeq and is a predicted model, not a curated record. Bases 69 to 680 code for a protein of 203 amino acids.
CGCUACCCACCACCUAGGCCACCUCGUCCCCUCAGGUGCCCCUCUCCGCCUCUUUCCCGGCCCGCAGCAUGACUGUGCCUCACAUGACCCGCCGCCUCCCUCCCUCCCCCUCUCCUCGGCUCCGAUGCGGAUUUAUUCAAGUUAUUCAUCUCCCUUCCUCCCCUCCCUCGGUCCAGAAUAUUCCUGGCCAUUCCUUCCCCGCCCCGCACAUGGGGGAAGCGGAGGAUCGGGGGCCGCCUUCCCCUUUGUGCCUCCCGCGGGCGGGGGUCGCUGUGAGUGACUCCCCUCACGCCCCCGAAAUGGCCGCCGCCCCCGGGGGCUCUCCCCGCUCGGGCGGCCGGGGCGGGAGGAUGGUGUCACCGGGAGGUGACCGGAGGCCCCCGGCUGCUGCCACCCGGGCGGGUGGAGGUCGAGCCCGGUGGCGGCGAGAUGGUGUUGGGGACGGCAGUGCUGUGGUGGGGACACGGACGCCGCCGGGGCUGAGGGGCCACGAGGCCCGGAGGCGGUUGGGCCAGGUGAAAUCGUUCAUCUGUGACACGAGUGUGAGUGUGGAGGAGCUUCUGGUGAGAGCUGGAGGGGACACAAAAGUGCUAGGCAGAGAAGCUCGACGCGCCCAUCAUGGCGAGGCUGCUCCAGCUCUUCCCCCAUCCCAAACUGAGCUUCUCAUCGUGGAGCCAUGACCAUCUGACCUGUGAAGAUGUUCAACACAGAGAUGCCUGCCAGGAGAUUCUUCUUCAUGUCUUUGCAGCUGUUAGUGUGCACAGAGCUGGGGGUGCCCAGCAGGUAGGCAGGUGUCUCACGGCCACACCAGCCCCACAGAUCCCACCAUCAGCAUCACUCCACCUCUGCCGUCAGCAGGACCCUCUCCAGGAACGUGAUAAAUGAAACAUCCCACUUUCCUGUGGAGCAGUGGAUAGGUUCACACCCUCUCCCC